GAGGAAGACAAGUCUUGUCGAGGCCUUCAUUCAAGAUGCAGAUCUUCGUCAAGACCCUUACGGGUAAGACUAUCACCCUCGAGGUGGAGUCUUCGGACACCAUUGACAAUGUCAAGUCCAAGAUCCAGGACAAGGAGGGAAUCCCCCCCGACCAGCAGCGUCUGAUCUUCGCUGGCAAGCAGCUCGAGGACGGCCGUACCCUCUCUGACUACAACAUCCAGAAGGAGUCCACCCUGCACCUCGUGCUCCGCCUGCGUGGUGGUGGCAAGAAGCGCAAGAAGAAGGUCUACACCACCCCCAAGAAGAUCAAGCACAAGCGCAAGAAGACCAAGCUCGCUGUCCUCAAGUACUACAAGGUGGACGGCGAUGGCAAGAUCGAGCGUCUCCGCCGCGAGUGCCCCGCCCCCGAGUGCGGUGCUGGUAUUUUCAUGGCUGCUAUGCACAACCGUCAGUACUGCGGCAAGUGCCACCUCACCUACGUAUUCGACGAGUCCAAGUAAAUGCUUGGCCGUUCUGAAACGGGUCGUUCCACUGUUCGUCCGUGCCGGUAGUGUAUGGUGAUUUACUGGGCAAUGUCGGUAUUGGUUGGAGUGGUGGAAUCCAGGUUGAGGUAGUAGCAGUUCAAGAAAAUAAAGAUAAAAAUCGGAAAUCCUGCCAUCCAUUAUUUUCUUGUAUUUGCAGUAGCGUAGUGCCAGGGACUACUCAUCCGCACAGUGUAGUCCAUUCGGACGAAACGUCGAGGUAAUAGUUCCAUAGACGUAUCAGUCGGU
Aspergillus novofumigatus IBT 16806 is the source of this 770-nucleotide messenger RNA. RefSeq names its product ubiquitin-ribosomal 40S subunit protein eS31 fusion protein. Gene Ontology annotation, biological process: translation; protein ubiquitination; modification-dependent protein catabolic process. The transcript has 4 exons. NCBI's taxonomy places the organism in Eukaryota, Fungi, Ascomycota, Eurotiomycetes, Eurotiales, Aspergillaceae. Gene Ontology annotation, cellular component: cytoplasm; nucleus; ribosome. The record is from RefSeq and is a predicted model, not a curated record. Bases 36 to 500 code for a protein of 154 amino acids. Gene Ontology annotation, molecular function: protein tag activity; ubiquitin protein ligase binding; structural constituent of ribosome.